AUGAAUUUCUAACAACAAGAAUAAUAACAAUAAUAAUAACUCCAAUUAGUUCGCGAAUAGCUUAUUAACAUGACCAACAUCAUGCAAUCUAAGCCUGAAUACUUUUUAUAAGACGCUGCUCAUCAAAAAUCCUUGAUUUAAAGCAUUGAAGAUUGCUUCCAAAUCUUCCCUAAAGGUUGUGCUUUCCUCGCCAACCAACUUAUCCACAUGGAUAUCAAGACUGCCUCUUAGUUCUCAUCAACUUUCCUUUAUAAGGUCACUUAAGCUUGCUUCAAUGCUGAAAACACCUCAAUGGGCAAUAACCUCAAUUUGCUCACACUAAUUUCCAAAAUUGUUUGCGAAGUACCUGCAAUUUUCUCUCCUGUUAUAAAGAAAGGAAGUUUCCUUUCCAAGAUGCUCUCUAUGGAUGCAGAAUGCUUCGGUAAUGAUGAACAACAAUUUGGCAAGGCUCUUCUCUACGUCUCUAAGAUUUUAAAAAUCUGUGGUCGCGCUUCCCUUUAAGCUACCCAUUUAAUGCUUGCCAAGUAACUCAUUUUCACCAAUUUCCAAAUCAUUGAAAAAGAUGCCUGCCUCUUCACCAAUUAUUUGGGAUUGCUCUGCACUCUCCAUCCUGAAAUGAGCUUAUAAGAAAUUCUUAAAUAUAGAAUCCCCUCAAAGCUCUUCAAUCUAUUCGAAAACGCCAAGUCUCUCCCCAUCCCAAUUCAAACUGGUCUUGCUAAACUUAUUGUCAGAUACUGCCCAUCUAAUGCUGACUUACUAAAGUGGCUAUUAGCCAAAGCCUUUUUCGUAAAUGGAGGUAUUGCAUACCAAAUGACUAUUAACGCUUUCUCUUCUAAGUUCCUCAUUUCUGAAGCAUCAAUCAUCUUGGAAGCUAUCGUAUCUUCUAGUAAUCCUGAAAUCAACGCUUACUACCUUAAAAUAGUUGACCACUUACUCAGCAAUGCAGGAAAUGAAAUUUCUGAGACCUUGCUCUUGAGAUGGCUUUGCAAAUUCUAAUUAUUGAAUCACAUUUAGAGCAUCUAUUUCUCAAACAUCAAGCAAAACAACAUUUCAGAGCCUGUUAAAGGAGCUAUCCUUGAUUUCGUCUCAUCUGUCUAGCUCAAAUGCAGCAACUUGAAUUCUAUUUAUGGAUAGUCUUCUAACAUCAUUUCAUCCAAGCUUAAUUCUAUUGGAUUUACUGCCGAAAUCGAAGCCAACAAGCAUCUCUUAAAGAAGAAUCUUGUCCAACAAUAAUAACAGAAUAAUCAAACCCCCGUUGCAGUCAACAACAACAGCAACUGA
Molecule: messenger RNA, 1281 nt
Organism: Tetrahymena thermophila SB210
Lineage: Eukaryota; Ciliophora; Oligohymenophorea; Hymenostomatida; Tetrahymenidae
Exons: 1
Source: RefSeq, a predicted model, not a curated record